Molecule: messenger RNA, 1077 nt
Organism: Auxenochlorella protothecoides
Lineage: Eukaryota; Viridiplantae; Chlorophyta; Trebouxiophyceae; Chlorellales; Chlorellaceae
Exons: 4
Coding region: 1-1077 (358 amino acids)
Source: RefSeq, a predicted model, not a curated record
AUGGUGACGGUGCUCCAACCCGGCGGUCCGUGGAAUCAGUUGGCCAGCGCAUCGUUCCUGCUGUCUGCCCUGGUUUCGGAUCUCCUAAUCCUGCGCCUCUUCCUCUUUGCGGCCUACAUCUUUCUCUUCGCGGCGGCGCUGACGGGCUACCCCCGAUUCCCCCGGUGGGGCUGGCAAGAUGCGAUAUCCGUGGACGGCCUGGCCUGGUCCUCCACCAUCAUCGUCUUCCACGGCUACGCGGUCUGGCGGCACCUGUGGGACGAGCGCCCCAUCCGCUUCAGGAGCGAGGACGAGGAGCAGCUGUGGCGCCUGUUCCACCGCCGCAGCGGCAUGUACCGCCUGGAGAUGAGCGAGUGCCUGCGCUAUGGGCGCUGGGCGCGGUACGCCGCGGGCGACGUCAUCGUGACCCCGGGCGCCAGCCACCUCCGCCUGCACCUGGUGGUGGAGGGCCUGGUGGAGCUGGAGGUGGACCACGGCGCGGGCAAGGAGCGGGUGCUCAACACGCUGCACUCCGGCACCAUCUUCGACUUUGGCGUGGCCAACGUCUUCGGCGUGUACAUUGGCUUCGAGUGCGCGCAGGACGUGGGCUUCACAGCCCGUGCAAAGACCGACUGCCUGCUGUACGAGUGGUCCAUCGACGACCUGGAGGUGUUUGCCAGCCGACUGUCGCCCUCUGUGCCUGCCUUCUGGCGCUCCUUUGUGCUCUGCGAGGUGGGGCUGGAGUAUGCGGGCCGCGUCCACCCCGCCCGCGGCACGCGCUCCGCCAACGGCGAGUGGGAGGGCCCUGAGUACGAGGCCGGGGCCCGCUCCCGAGACUUCACCGAGCCGCUGCGCCCCGAGGAGCUGCCUCCGCGCCGCGGCCUCUGGGGCACCCUGCGCGCCGUCCUGCGCGUGUUCGACCCGCUCCCGCCCGCCGGCCUGCGCCACUGCAGCACGCCCAUGAGCGGCGUCAUGGCGCGCAACCGCCUGGCGGCGGUGGCGGCCGCCAAGGGGCUGGAGCAGCGUGCCACGCUGCAGGAGGAGGAGCGGGCGCAGGACGACGUGGAGGCCGCCAAGGCAGUGGCCGGCGUCAAGUGA